CGCGGCGUACGCGCUGGAUGGCUAGAUCUGGUCCUGAGGCGCAGCGGUUUUGGCGCCGCAAGCGACGUGCACGCGUCCACGGCCCAGAAAUGGUGUCUGUGAGCGCUGCGUGAGCUCUUCUUCGUCGCUAGGUACUUGUGCGAGGCGUUGUCGCCGCGUUAUGCAUGCAUGCGUGUGCCUCCGCUGCGAGAGCCCCAGCCUCGCUCUCAAAGCGUGCGCUACUUGCAAGCGCUUCCGCUGCAAACGAAGCGUCGAAUUCUACGCAAUACGUCGAUACGGAGCAAUAAAGGCCAAAAACUUUGACCGCCGCGGCAUCCGUGCUGCACAACACCACAACACAAGAGCGGCCUGCAGGCGCCGCGUAUAACAAGAGAUGGGCCGCCUCCUGCGCCAGCGCAUCCACAAACAAAGAGCGAAACGCAGCGACCUCAAAUCUCUACGAAAGUGGCUUCAUAUGAGAGGCGCGAUGUGGUCGCCGAAGGUCACGUACAGCACUCGUUGUAUUGCCGGUUUUGGACUCAUAGCGACGAAACCUCUGACGAAGGGCGAGGUGCUGUUUGUUGCUCCUAGAUCUGCUUGUUUGGUGUCGCGAAAAGACCGGGGCGACACGCAGCGCCGCGCCGCUACCAAACUCAUAAAGGAAGCGAGGAAGAAGUCGCGAUCGAAGUGGCGGCCUUUUUUACGUACUUUGAAACCGGCGCCCUGCCCCUGGACCUGGAAUGCAAAGGACCGCGCUUUAUUACAGGGCACGGAGCUCGAGGCGGUCGUCCAGCUGAAGGUCGCGCGCUUGGAUGCGGAAAGACGACUGGUGGAGGAGGUUUUGAAGGAGAGAGUCUCGCGGCGGACCUACGCCCACGCGUGUGCUAUUGUGGCAAGCCACGCGAACCCCUGGUUCGGGCGGUCAUUAACGCCCUUCAACUGUACAUUGAAUUAUUCGAAGGAGGACCAUAUCACCUUCGACGAGGACGAGGAUCUAGUAAUCGGGCGCGCGAGAUUUGACACGCACGCGGGCGAGCUCUUCCAGACGUACGCCUGGGCUCAUACUGAUUUGAUAUACCGGUACGGUUUUGUACCAGAGAGUGAUGAGCUGCUCCCCGAGGACGUCGUGUCUAUUGCCAUUAAUGAUGUGAUGAGCGCGUGCGACUGCGAAGACUCACCGGUGGCCCGGCUGUUAUUGCUGGCGAACGCGUGUGACGAGGCGCCCUACGACGGUCUCGAUGAUGUCUUGACUUGUGAAAUCGGUGUUGCUGGCGAGGGUCUAGGACGACUGGUAGCGUGCUGCUUCGCCUUGAACGCGAACCAUAUCGCACUCAUCCCGAAACUCAAACGCUCGCCACCUUCAGGUGAUGCGGACUCGGACGCGUGGGCGGCUUGUUUAGCCGCGGCCAUGGUCGAUGGUGGUGUGCAUGAAGAUAUGAAGCCGAUCGCAGAGACGCACGGCGGCGACGACCGCGACCCCUGGCCCCGGCUGCUCGAGAAGUGUCAAGAGUUGGACGCCCAGUGCUUCGACGACGCCGUCGACAUCGCGCGGCUGUGCCUGGAGGCGCGGCGCAACGCCGUCGCGGAGGCGCCGCUGCGCGACGUCCUCGCGUUACGGGAGGGCGAAGAUGAAGUCGUGGUCCAAAUCGCGCCGCCGGCGCCGCCGGGGUCGCCGGCGUAUUUAGCAAGGCGGCUCAAGAGCGUCGAGCGGCGGCUGCUGGACGGCGCGCUCGCGGUGCUGGCGCGGCGCGGCGCCGCGGAGGUGCUUCCCUAACUUUAUCAUCUAGG
Messenger RNA from Pelagomonas calceolata, 1767 nucleotides. The record is from the annotation of a GenBank genome assembly. Lineage: Eukaryota; Pelagophyceae; Pelagomonadales; Pelagomonadaceae.